Parastagonospora nodorum SN15 is the source of this 876-nucleotide messenger RNA. RefSeq lists its product as hypothetical. Gene Ontology annotation, molecular function: oxidoreductase activity. Bases 1 to 807 code for a protein of 268 amino acids. The record is from RefSeq and is a predicted model, not a curated record. The transcript has a single exon. NCBI's taxonomy places the organism in Eukaryota, Fungi, Ascomycota, Dothideomycetes, Pleosporales, Phaeosphaeriaceae.
AUGGUCAUCAACGUCCCCACCGCCUCUCUCGAAGGCCAAGUCGCCCUCAUCACCGGUGCCGGCCGAGGCAUCGGCCGCGGGUGCGCCAUCGAGUUGGGCAAGCGCGGCGCCUCCGUGAUCGUAAACUACGUCUCUUCGUCCGGCCCAGCGCAAGAAGUCGUCUCCAUAAUCGAAGGGUUCAACAACGGCGCCAAAGCCGUCGCCAUCCAAGCCGACGUCUCCAAAGUCAGCGAGAUCAAGCGCCUCUUCGAAGAGGGCAAGCGCGCCUUCGGCAAGAUCAACAUCGUCAUGAGCAACUCCGGCACAGAGAGCUGGGACGUCACUGAAGAGAUUACCGAGGAGAAGUACGACCACGUCUUCAACCUGAAUGCCCGCGCGCAGUUUUUCGUCGGUCAGACGGCGUACAAGUACAUCGAGGACAACGGGCGCAUCAUCCUGAUGUCGUCGAUCGCCGCGGGACUGCUGGGUGUGAAGGACCACGCGCUGUACAAUGCGUCAAAGAUGGCGGUGAUUGGGUUCAUCAAAGCGUUUGCGACGGAUUUUGGGAAGAGGGGCAUCACGGUCAAUGGGGUCGCGCCGGGGGGGAUCAAGUCAGACAUGUUCACUCAGAAUGCUUGGAGGUAUAUCAGUGGAGGUACGGCGGAUCUUUCUGCUGAAACAAUCGAGCAAGGCAUGGCUGCAGCGUGCCCUUUGGGAAGAUGUGCUGUACCAGAGGACGUUGGCCGAGUUGUUGCUUUCUUAAGCAGUGAGGACGGAGGCUGGGUAAAUGGCCAAGUUAUUACUAUCUCUGGUGGAUCGUCUCAGUAGGUGCGUUGGAAGAUAAACAUAAACUUGGUGUUAUCGAUACAUGAAUCAAUGGCCGUUGAAUUCAUAGCA